AUGUCCCUCUUCCCCUCUGAUACGGAUGGCGAAGUGAAGCAUUUGAAAGGGGCGACCUUGGACGAGGUCGUCACGGCCAGGGAGUGCGUUAUAUUCUCGACACCAGCUUGUGGAUGGUGUAUUAAGGCCAAGAGGUUCCUCACAGAAGAGCUCAUGGUCCCCUGCAGUUACUAUAGUCUUCAUGAGUAA
Perkinsus marinus ATCC 50983 is the source of this 189-nucleotide messenger RNA. RefSeq lists its product as hypothetical. The coding region runs from base 1 to 189 and encodes 62 amino acids. The transcript has 2 exons. NCBI's taxonomy places the organism in Eukaryota, Perkinsozoa, Perkinsida, Perkinsidae. The record is from RefSeq and is a predicted model, not a curated record.